AUGAUAUCUGUGGGUGUCAAAGACGCAUGGGACACCCAGCAUCGUCUCGUGGAUGGCAAACUUGCCUCGCUUGCUGACAGCAGCCACGAAAAAGCCGCCUUCGACAGCUUACUCCUCGUUCAACACCCACCCACCUACACACUGGGCACAGGAAGCACCCCUUCCAAUAUCCUUUUCGACCCAAAUGACCCUCAGAAUGCCCCCGCGGCGCUCUUCAAGACAGAGCGGGGGGGUGAAGCCACCUGGCAUGGCCCAGGGCAACUGGUCGCCUAUCCGGUCUUGGACUUGAGACAUUACAAACAAGACCUGCACUGGUACUUGCGGGCAUUGGAAGAGGUGGUGAUCCGGACGCUGGCGCCCUUAGGUGUCCGUGGAGGAAGGGAAGAAGGACUGACGGGUGUGUGGGUGGAGGGACGGAAGGUGGCCGCAGUGGGGGUCAAGGUCAAGAGAUGGAUAACCAUGCACGGCGUGGCUCUGAAUAUCGACCCGCCCAUGGAAUAUUUUCGGCACAUUGUGCCCUGCGGCAUUGGGGACCGGCCCGUGGGCUCGCUCCAGGAGGCGUGGGAGCGGCAAGGGAAGACAGGAAAGCUGCAGGUGCAGGAUGUGACCCCGUUGAUGGUCAAGGCUUUCGAAGAAGUCUUUGGCGUGGCGCUAGAUAGCGUCCAAGACUGA
Messenger RNA from Nannochloropsis gaditana CCMP526, 672 nucleotides. RefSeq names its product lipoyl(octanoyl) transferase (gene LIPB). Gene Ontology annotation, cellular component: mitochondrion. The coding region runs from base 1 to 672 and encodes 223 amino acids. Gene Ontology annotation, biological process: protein lipoylation. The transcript is spliced from 2 exons. Gene Ontology annotation, molecular function: lipoyl(octanoyl) transferase activity. The record is from RefSeq and is a predicted model, not a curated record.